AUGGCUACUGUUCUGUUAAGAAGCUUGCACAAUUUGGAGUCAUUAGGCGAACCAACCGCAAAAUGGAACAUUCCCUUAAACGAUGGGAACCACGUGAUAGAAUUCGAACAUGGUACAGCAACUGGUCGUCGAUUGGUAACGAUAGAUGGCAAAGAAGUAAUCCACAGAGACUGGAUGUUCCAUUUAAUUGGAGACGAGGUUUUCACGUUCAAUGAUAACAAAUUCGUAAUUAGAAUCGAUCCAAUUCCAGGUUUGAAAUAUUCGUACACACUGUGGGUCAAUGGUAAAUCAUACAAGAACUUCGUGCAAACACAGUCGAAGAUAUUGGAAACUUGGUUGGCCAAUGUUGGAAACGAAGAAUACAGAAUAGUUUUGGACAAGCAAACGCAGAACGUUUGGGUGAACGGGGAACAGGUGGAAACUGAGAAUGAUUUUACCGACGAUGGUGCAGAAAUCCUCUUCUCAGUAGGAGAUCUCCCAGCAGCAAUUAGAACUUACAGUUCUGGAAAGAGAAAUAUUGGAAUAACCUUCUCUUUGUACAUAGACGAGGUGGAAAUAGACAAAGAGACACUUCUCAAAGAGGAUCAAGAGGCAUAGCCAAAUUCAUGAUUCACCUUCGCACAGUGUUCUUGUUUCACGUGUCACGAAACUUUGUUCCACUCUGUACA
Messenger RNA from Eufriesea mexicana, 668 nucleotides. Its product is annotated as fas apoptotic inhibitory molecule 1. The record is from RefSeq and is a predicted model, not a curated record. NCBI's taxonomy places the organism in Eukaryota, Metazoa, Arthropoda, Insecta, Hymenoptera, Apidae. Bases 1 to 597 code for a protein of 198 amino acids. Gene Ontology annotation, biological process: negative regulation of extrinsic apoptotic signaling pathway via death domain receptors. The transcript is spliced from 5 exons.